AAAUAGACAAACUUUAUGCUGAGGGUAAUGUUGAAGAAUUAGAAAAACGUCUUCGCAAUAGGAUAUCAUUUGGCACUGCAGGUGUCAGUGAUGCAAUUAAUAAUAAUCUUGAACCCUGGAUAUGGGACCCUAAUGUUGUCAAUAAUAGCGAAUUAUGUAUCGACAAUAUAAAGGAAAUUUCUGAUGCUUAUUUUGAAGAGCUGAAGGUUGAAGAUAAUGCGGCAUCAAAUCUAAAAUUUGUUUAUACAGCCAUGCAUGGAGUUGGGACCCCAGCAGCAAAAAGAAUAUUUGAAAUAUUUGGUUUAAAAUCACUUAUCCUUACCAAAGAACAGACAGACCCAGAUCCAGACUUUCCGACAGUAACAUUUCCUAAUCCCGAAGAAGGAAAAGCAGAAGAAGCUGGGGCACAUGUCAUAUUUGCGAAUGAUCCUGACGCUGAUAGGUUUUCAGUUUCGGAAAAGCAAAAAAAUAAAACAGUAACGAACUUCUUACAAUAUGACAAUAGUGGUGAAUGGACAAUCUUUUCGGGCAAUCAAAUAGGUGUAAUGCUUGCAUCUGUUGUAUUAAGUAAUUAUAAGGCUAGUGGCAAACCACUUGGAAAAUUAGCAAUGUUAUCAACUGCUGUAUCGUCUAAAAUGCUGGCCAGAAUUGCAAAGACUGAAGGAUUUUAUUUCGAAGAAACUUUAACAGGAUUUAAAUGGUUAGGCAAUGUAGCGAUUGAUCUGAUAAAAAAUGGGUAUGAGGUAUUAUUUGCUUAUGAAGAAGCAAUUGGAUUCAUGAUUGGAGAUGCUGUUAAAGAUAAGGACGAGCCAAAAAUAAAAUAUUAUUUUGAAUUAUCAGGAAAUGAUAAAGAACAAGUUACUAAAGAAUUGUCAAAUAUUGUCAAAGGAGUUGCUGACGAAUUGUUAGAACCCGAAAAAUAUGGGCUGGG
Racocetra fulgida is the source of this 931-nucleotide messenger RNA. NCBI's taxonomy places the organism in Eukaryota, Fungi, Glomeromycota, Glomeromycetes, Diversisporales, Gigasporaceae. The record is from the annotation of a GenBank genome assembly.